Molecule: messenger RNA, 1451 nt
Organism: Owenia fusiformis
Lineage: Eukaryota; Metazoa; Annelida; Polychaeta; Sabellida; Oweniidae
Source: the annotation of a GenBank genome assembly
GGUAGAGGCUCGUUGUCCUGUACAUCAGAAAAUGCUGUUUAUUUACCAAAUCUCUGGAAUAUUCCAUGUUUUUCUGUUUCUGGCUCAGCUUCAAUAUUUUACCCAGGGGCAAGAACUGCCAUGUUUAGUACCAUUUCUAAACAGCAACUUAAAUGGGGGUCAGUUUGUAGACCUUGGUCCUGCACCAAGCGAAGAACUGUGUAAAGCGUCGUGCCUAAAUGAUCCUAUGUGUGCUGCUGUGGACUGGAACAAUGAUUUUACAAACUGCUGGAGACACGAGGCGCCCUUGAAUCUUGGUGGAGGCUUUGAAGAUGGCACUGCACCAUGUUGUACACACUGGAGAAAGGAGACGGUCAACCCUGAAUUGUGUGUCCUUACAACAACAACAAUUGAACCAACAACUACUACCACAGAACCAACAACUACUACCACAGAACCAACAACUACUACCACAGAACCAACAACUACUACCACAGAACCAACAACUACUACCACCCAACCAACUACUACUACUGAAGCUACGACGACAACAGCAGAACCUACAACCACUACCAUAGAACCUACAACAUCUGUGACAGUCAAUCCUUCAGAUCCAUGUUCAGAUCCUGAGACCUGCCGUGGAAAUGGUUUGUGCGUUAGGAGAUUCUGGCCACCUUUUUAUUUCUGCCUGUGUCGGAGGUGCUAUAGAGGUUAUAACUGUGAAAUAGAACCCGAAGGUGGUGAAGGUUGUGCCAGUGAUCCUUGUAUGAAUGAUGGGCUCUGUCUACAGCACUGGAGUGGAUGCCGUCUGGAAGUCUGUUGUCUUUGUCCCAGCGGAUUCACAGGAGUCUUCUGCCAAACUAAUGUGAGUGCAUUAUGUGAUCCAAACCCCUGUGAGAAUGGUGGGGAGUGUCGUGUAUCCAGGAGUGGGUCAGCCUAUUGCGCAUGUACCCAAGGAUUCACUGGGUCACGAUGCCAGACUGAGGUUUUGGGUCCGUGUUCUACAAUGCCUUGCUUCAACGAUGCAGAGUGUAUUGAGACAUUUUUCGGAUUCUUUCGCUGUAGAUGUAACCCUGGUACCUAUGGCAACUUAUGUCAGUUCAAUGUUUCAACACCAGGGAGAAUUAGGUUCCCUGUGUUGUUUCCAAUUAACAGGCCUUAUCUCCCUGGUUACAGACUAAGGUCGUCUCCAGAAUACAGGACGUUUGUGUUUUCCUUGAACGACCAGGUUUCCAGGACGAUAGGCCAGCUGCCAAAUGUACCAAUGGUCAGGAUCCAGGUUAGAGCCUUGGCUCCAGGGAGUGUGAUCGCUUUUGGAACACUUCAAAUAUCAGGAAUUGAUCUGGACCACCAUGGUCCCGUCAGGAAAGUAAUAGAAGAUGUAAAGGCUGCGGUCUCGACCAUUAAUCAGAUUGGUGACCUUGGUGAACUCCCUCUAAGUGAACCUAUCGUUCUGCACGAUGCUGCAAUAG